Messenger RNA from Gossypium arboreum, 2356 nucleotides. RefSeq names its product cellulose synthase-like protein E1. The record is from RefSeq and is a predicted model, not a curated record. The transcript is spliced from 8 exons. Gene Ontology annotation, biological process: plant-type primary cell wall biogenesis; cellulose biosynthetic process. Gene Ontology annotation, molecular function: mannan synthase activity; cellulose synthase (UDP-forming) activity. Lineage: Eukaryota; Viridiplantae; Streptophyta; Magnoliopsida; Malvales; Malvaceae. The coding region runs from base 96 to 2288 and encodes 730 amino acids. Gene Ontology annotation, cellular component: trans-Golgi network; plasma membrane.
AAUCCCAUAUUUACUUGAAAAUAAGAAAGGUGAUGGGAUCCCACUUUAUAAAUAUAUAGCUCCCUUCCCAUUUCAAUGCUGUGCGAAGAAAAGAGAUGGCAAAAAAAGAAUAUGUCCCCCUGUUCGAAACGAGGAAAGUUAAGGGACGAAUACUGUUCAGGUGCGUUGCAGCUUCAAUCUUUCUUGGCAUCUGCUUCAUUAUCAUGUAUAGAAUAAGAUAUUUCCCAGUUGGAGGAAAAGCUGAGAGGUGGACUUGGAUUGGUUUGUUUCUUUCUGAGCUAUGGUUCUCGUUUUAUUGGCUUCUCACCACUGUUUGUAGAUGGAACGCUGUCAUCCGUAUUCCAUUCAUACACAGGCUCUCUCAAAGGUUCGGAAAAGAACUACCGGGCAUCGACAUAUUUGUGUGCACGGCAGACCCGUUGAUAGAGCCACCGAGCCUGGUGGUGAAUACAGUUCUAUCAAUGAUGGCAUAUGAUUAUCCACCUGAGAAGUUAAGCGUAUAUCUAUCAGAUGACGGGGGAUCGAAUUUAACGUUUUAUGCCAUGUUAGAGGCUGCAAAUUUCUCAAAGACAUGGCUGCCUUUCUGCAAGAAGUUCCAAGUUGAAUCAACGUCUCCUGAGGCUUACUUUAGGACAGCUUCUGAACUAGUCAAUGUCCAAGAGUGGCUUUCUGUCAAGAAAUUAUAUGAGGACAUGAAAAUGAGGAUUGAAACCACCAUAAAAUUGAACCAAAUUCCAGAAUACAUUCAGAAACAACACAAAGGAUUUCGUGAAUGGGACUUUGUUUUAAGCAAACAUGAUCAUCAGAGCAUCCUUCAAAUACUAAUAGAUGGAAGAGGCACCAAUGCUGCGGAUAUUGAAGGAAACCCUUUGCCAACUCUAGUGUAUUUGGCAAGAGAGAAAAGACCCCAAUAUCACCACCAUUUCAAAGCUGGUUCCAUGAAUGCUCUUAUCAGGGUAUCAUCAAAGAUAACCAAUGCUCCAAUUAUUUUGAAUGUGGAUUGCGACAUGUAUUCCAACAAUUCAAAAACAAUCAAAUCUUCUUUGUGCAUUUUCAUGGAUGAAGAGAAAGGAGAUGAAAUUGGUUAUGUACAGUUCCCUCAAUGUUUCUUUAAUCUCACCAAAAAUGAAAUUUAUGGUAGCUCUUUACGAGUAAUGCUACAACUGGAGGUUCUAGGAUUUGACGCAAAUGGAGGACCAAGCUACAUGGGCUCAGGAUGCUUCCACAGGAGAGAGACUCUUUGCGGGAAGAAAUAUGAGAAAAACUAUAAGGUUGAUUGGAAGAAAAUAAAUGAUAAGAAGGUUAAUGAAAGUGCAAGCUUCCUUGAAGAAACAUGCAAAGUUCUUGCAAGUUGUACUUUUGAACACAACACACCAUGGGGGAAAGAGAUGGGUUUAAAGUAUGGAACUCCUGUGGAAGAUGUAGUUACAGGGAUGAGUAUACAAUGUAAUGGAUGGAAAUCCAUAUACUUAAACCCUGAAAGAGAAGGCUUCUUAGGAGUUGCACCAAUAACAUUAUUGCAGAACCUGGUACAACAUAAGAGGUGGGUGGAAGGUGUACUUCAAUUGUUCUUUUCAAGAUACUGCCCCUUAUUGUAUGGACAUAGAAAGAUCCCUCUUAAACUUCAACUUAUUUACUCAACUCACCACUUGUGGGCUGCAAACUGCUUGGCUACAUGGUAUAUUGUUGUUGUCCCGUGUCUUUGCUUACUUAAAGGCAUCUCAUUGUUUCCUAAGAUAUCAAGCCCCUGGGUGCUCCCAUUUGUAUAUGUUACCUUUGUACACCGUGCCUAUAGCCUUGCUGAAUUUCUAUGGUGCGGAGGCACAUUCCGAGGUUGGUGCAAUGAUCAACGGAUGUGGUUGAUCAAGAGAACAACUUCAUACUUAUUUGCCUUCUUCGAAACCAUCUUGAAGCUAUUAGGGUAUUCACAGCUAAACUUUGUUGUUACUGCUAAAGUAGCUGAUGAAGACGUCUCAAAAAGAUAUGAUCAAGAGCUGAUUGAGUUUGGUGCUGCUUCACCAAUGUUUGAUAUUUUAGCCACACUUGCAAUGUUGAAUCUGUUUGGUAGCUUAGGGGCAAUCAAGAAGGCCACCGUGGAUGCAGAUCAGGACUCCAAGGUUUUGGACCAAUUUGGGUUGCAAAUUCUGCUCUGCUUGGUUUUGGUUACCAUAAACUUGCCAGUAUACCAAGCACUCCUUUUUCGAAAAGACAAUGGCAAGAUGCCUACUUCAGUUAUGUACAAGUCAAUUGUUUUUGCCUUGCUAGCCUGUAUGCUAGCCAUGUAUUGAAGCACUAAUGAUUCUGUUUCAAUUUUGUCAAUAAAAGAGAAAAUAAACUCUAGUGUUUGUUAUUCAAA